AUGAACAACAUACGCGAUCUCAUCGACAAGUAUUGCUAUGUUGCAAUGGACACCGAGUUCCCAGGCGUCGUCGCUCGGCCAAUAGGCACGUUCAAGACGUCGUCAGACUACCACUACCAGACCAUGAGGUGUAACGUCGACCUGCUCAAGAUCAUCCAGGUGGGGCUCACACUCGCUGACGAGGAGGGCAACUAUCCGCAGGACGUCUCUACAUGGCAGUUUAACUUUCAGUUCAGUGCCAACGACGAUAUGUACGCUCCGGAAUCCAUCGAACUCCUGGAGAAGUCUGGCAUUGACCUGCAACGGCAUGAGGAGAUGGGGAUUGAGCCCAAUGACUUUGCGGAGCUCAUGAUCACGUCAGGGUUGGUGCUUGUACCGGAGACGAAGUGGAUAUCUUUCCAUAGCGGUUAUGACUUCGGGUAUUUCGUCAAACUCCUCACCGCGGAAUCAUUACCAACAACAGAAGAGAAAUUCUUCGACGUACUUCGAACAUGGUUCCCGACCAUCUACGACGUCAAGUUCGUCAUGCGCGCCUGCAAGGUGCUCAAAGGUGGCUUGCAAGACGUCGCCGAUGACCUUGGGGUAAUGCGGAUAGGGCCCUCUCACCAGGCAGGGUCCGACUCGCUCCUCACCAUGCUUAUCUUCUUCAAAAUGCGCGAGAUCUACUUCGGCGACCACAUCGACGACACGGAGUACAAUGGGAAGUUGUACGGGCUCGGGCAGACGUUCACGACAACGAACGGCAUGGCCGAGCCUGUGCGCGGUACCGCCGCGACGAUUGCGGAGCGCGAGGACCGUGGCCCCCCACGAGAGCACACGCAGACACCCGGACCGCCGCAGAGCCACAGCGUCAUGGGCAUGGCCGGGCCCCUCCCGACGUCCGCGAUGACCGGCGCGAUGCCUGCGCCGCUCCCUCCAGGAACACCGUAUGGCCCGAUAGGUACGAAUGGGCCAUAUAUUCGGACGGCGAUUGUGGGUGGGGGGCGGUAG
Messenger RNA from Sparassis crispa, 990 nucleotides. Its product is annotated as Poly(A) ribonuclease pop2. NCBI's taxonomy places the organism in Eukaryota, Fungi, Basidiomycota, Agaricomycetes, Polyporales, Sparassidaceae. Bases 1 to 990 code for a protein of 329 amino acids. The transcript is spliced from 5 exons. The record is from RefSeq and is a predicted model, not a curated record. Gene Ontology annotation, cellular component: CCR4-NOT complex; P-body; CCR4-NOT core complex. Gene Ontology annotation, molecular function: poly(A)-specific ribonuclease activity; nucleic acid binding.